Quercus robur (English oak) is the source of this 877-nucleotide messenger RNA. Its product is annotated as toll/interleukin-1 receptor-like protein. Gene Ontology annotation, biological process: signal transduction. The record is from RefSeq and is a predicted model, not a curated record. NCBI's taxonomy places the organism in Eukaryota, Viridiplantae, Streptophyta, Magnoliopsida, Fagales, Fagaceae. Bases 86 to 862 code for a protein of 258 amino acids. The transcript is spliced from 2 exons.
AUAUAUAGUUCUUUGUUCUUCUCAACAGGUCCUUGCUCCUUUGCCCUUGAGUUUAGCCCAUAACAUUGAUCAGAGUGUUGCAAACAUGGCUGAUUCCGCAGACCAAGAAACCUUUGCUCCUUUCUUAUCAACCUCAACAUUGACAUAUAAGUAUGAUGUCUUUGUUAGUUUUCGAGGGGAAGAUACCCGCACUAAUUUUACCGACCAUCUCAUUACUACUUUAGAGGGCAAAAAGAUUCGUGUGUAUAAAGAUGACAAAAACCUUCCCAGAGGGGAAUUUAUUUGGACUGAGCUGAUGAAGGCAAUCGAAACGUCAAGGAUUGCAGUUGUUGUGUUCUCAAAAAACUAUGCUACUUCGAAUUGGUGCCUAGAUGAGCUGGUGAAGAUCAUGGACUGCAAAAGGGUGUUGAAUCAACGGGUGCUACCUAUUUUCUAUAAUGUGUCUCCGUCCGAGGUGCGAGAUCAAAAAGGGAAUUUUGCGGAAGCACUCCCUAAUGGCCCCGAAGUCAUGGUGAAUAGUUGGAAGGCUGCUUUGAAGGAUAUUGCAGACUUAUCGGGCUUGCAUUUGAAACCGUUUCGUCCAGAGUCAGACUUUAUAAAGGAAACUGUUGAAAUAAUUUUAAAAAAUCUACAUAGGGAAUCAACUACGGAUCCAUGGCAGAUUGAUGUUCCUGAAGGCUCUGCAGCAAUUGUGGUGCGCAAUAUCCCUUCGUCAAAGAAUUCUGAGUGGGCUCGCUUUUUUAGUGAAAACGUCAAGCGUUUCUUUAUUUGGUACCUGGUUUUACACGUUGUGCCUCUUAUUAUAUUUGUUGCUUUUGCCUAUGGAAUGUAUAAACUAGUGACUCAGUUUCCGAGUUUAUAAGGAAAUGAAAUGGAA